CUUCAGUCCUGAAUUAGCUGCCCUUUUUAAGCUGCUGUUCUUGGAAUUAAUACUGAUCUUCUUGUAUUCUGAAGAAUCAAGAAUGAGGAAAUAUUGGCUGCCAAUUACUUCAGUCUUUGCUUUUUUUCUACUUCCACAUUUCAUUGAUUGUUUAUCAAAUGAAGAGAUCCAACUCAACAGCCAGUUGAUUAGCAUCAAUCAACAUGUUCCCAAGGUGAAUUCUCACAAGAUAUUUGAUAUUGAAAUUCAUGGAAUACUAUUAUGGGCUUCAAUGGGAUUCUUGAUGCCUGCUGGAAUACUCACAAUAAGACUCUCCAACACAGAGGAGUGUAGCAGAACAAAACUCAAAAUUCUCUUUCAUCUUCAUGGAACUCUUCAGGUGCUCGCUGUGCUGUUGGCUACUGCUGGAGCUGUGCUAUCAAUAAAGAGCUUUGAGAAUUUGUUCAACAACAAUCACCAAAGAAUAGGCUUAGCACUUUAUGUUGCCAUCUAUAUCCAAUUUCUUAUAGGAUUUCGAAGGCCUAAGAGGGGAAGUAAAGGAAGAAGUGUAUGGUACUUUUUCCAUUGGCUUCUUGGAACAACAAUAUGCUUGGCAGGAAUUAUCAACACUUACACAGGCUUAAAUGCCUACCAUGAAAGAACAUCAAAACCAGUAAGCCUCUGGACAAUAAUUUUUACAGCUCAAAUCUCAUUCAUGGGACUUUUCUAUCUUUUCCAAGACAAAUGGGAGUACAUACAAAAACAAGGGGUCAUUCUUGAAAAUAAUGAAACUAUGACACCCCAAGUGGAAAUAGUUGUUCCUCAGACUGAUGAGCAAAAAAUGAUUAUGAGAAGUGAAUCAGGAAGGAAAAGCAAUGCACUUGGGACUUUCUUUUCUAGAAGCAAUGUCCUCAACAAGUUACUUCAGGACACAAAAGCAACAUCAUGGGUAGGAGCAGAUGGGAAAGUAUACCAUAGCCAUGAUGGGUUGGCUCCUCACUCUCAUGAACCUAUUUACUCACCUGGCUACUUUAGCAGAAGGGCACCUCCACUUAUUGACAGGAACUUCAGUGAAAGAGCCUUUACUAUUGGAAUUGGUGGUCCUGUUGGUACUGGGAAAACAGCUCUAAUGCUGGCAUUAUGUAAACUCUUAAGGGAACAAUACAGUCUUGCAGCAGUAACAAAUGAUAUAUUCACGAAAGAAGAUGGAGAGUUCUUAAUAAAACAUGGUGCAUUGCCGGAGGAAAGGAUUCGAGCAGUGGAAACAGGAGGGUGCCCACAUGCUGCUAUUAGGGAAGAUAUUAGCAUUAACCUUGGACCUCUUGAGGAGCUUUCUAAUUUGUACAAAGCAGAUAUACUACUCUGUGAAUCUGGUGGAGACAACCUAGCUGCCAAUUUCAGUAGGGAACUUGCUGACUACAUAAUCUACAUAAUAGAUGUAUCAGCGGGUGACAAAAUUCCUCGAAAAGGAGGUCCCGGAAUUACACAAGCAGAUCUCCUUGUGAUAAAUAAGACCGACUUGGCACCAGCUGUGGGAGCAGAUUUGUCUGUCAUGGAGCGUGAUGCACUUCGGAUGCGGGAUGGUGGCCCUUUUGUUUUUGCUCAGAGCAAGAAAUCAAUGGAGGAAGGCGGGAAUAAUAAGGAGAAGAAGAGGGUGGUUGUGGAGUCGUUAGGAUGGCUAACGGAAUCCACCAUCAUGCCCAAAAAGAUCCGACCAAUUGAAGGCGUCGGUGCUUCUUCCAUCCUUGAGCUUAAAGCCCAAUUAUACAAAUCUCAAGAAGAGGCCAAACGCGUUGCCAAGGAGACCAUCCACCCUUCUACUGCUGACCCAAAUUAUUCCCAUCUAGAGAUCCACCGUGCUAAGAAGAAGAUAACUGCCAAGAACGUCUUUUCGUCUAAGAAUCAUGGGGUUGAUGCCAGAGAGGCCAAGGACAAGCUUGAGAUGAAAGCAAUCAAGGAUGGAUCAGUAAGCUAUGCUGCCUUAGAACGAAAGGCUAAGUUAUACGAUAAGCUGGUGAGAGGUGAGCUUUCUGACGGGGAGGAGGAAGAGAAGUACUGUGUUGAUUUCUUUCGGAAGGGACAGGAGCAGGAAGACUCUGCGCAGCUUCAACGGCAUGAUAUUUCUAACACAGAACCAAGAGAUGAAGAUGGAAAUGAUGAUGCCUCCCUAAUGUCAGACACAAAAGCUGCAGGACCUGGCCGCCAAGCUGGCACAUUCGACCGAAGUGAACAUAAGCGUUUUGUAAUGGAAGUUCAUGAAGAAGCAAGUCAAGCAAGGGAAAAAGCAUCAGAACUCAAGGUACGUAGGCAAGAACAAGUUGCAGCACGUCGAGAAAAACUAAAGCAGGCUUAUCUCCGUAAGCAGAUUGAGAAAUUGAAGGCUUCCAAGACAGAGCAGACAUAGACCUGAGGAGGUGUUUUUGAGGCUGGAAGCUUCAUUUGAACAAGCCCUGAGGUUAGCGAAUCCAAGCAUCAGCUUUUGGCAACUUAAUGGCGGGAUGCAUCUAGCACUUUCAAAUGACUUUCUUAGAAGAGACCAAGUAGUUUCAAGUUUCAGUGCAGCUUUUUGUUUUAGAGAAUGGAAAAAAAAUUCGUGAAUGUCUCAUCUUUUUAGUGAUUAGAGAGAAUAAUUUUUUUUUGUUAUUACGGUGUUUAGACAUCUGCUAAUGCUGAGAGGCUAAAUUCAACGGAUAUUAUACUGUUGAUGAGCAAAAGUAUACGAUGUAUAAGAGUGAAAAUGCGACUCCACUGGGGAUCGAACCCAGAAUCUCUGGUUUCGUAGACCAGCGCCUUAUCCAUUGGGCCAUGGAGU
Molecule: messenger RNA, 2791 nt
Organism: Solanum dulcamara
Lineage: Eukaryota; Viridiplantae; Streptophyta; Magnoliopsida; Solanales; Solanaceae
Exons: 13
Coding region: 83-2383 (766 amino acids)
Molecular function (GO): GTPase activity; nickel cation binding
Source: RefSeq, a predicted model, not a curated record